Molecule: messenger RNA, 1371 nt
Organism: Alternaria burnsii
Lineage: Eukaryota; Fungi; Ascomycota; Dothideomycetes; Pleosporales; Pleosporaceae
Exons: 1
Coding region: 1-1371 (456 amino acids)
Source: RefSeq, a predicted model, not a curated record
AUGCCUGUCAACUUCAUCGUCUCUGCUCUCCACGACUUCAUACAGAACGAGCGCAAGACCAACUUCUCGUUUUUGUCACGGUACAGCCACUUCUAUAAGCGUCAGGAAGACCUACUCGUGGUUUCUUCGGCAAACAUCGAAGACAUCGAAGCCGUCCGUAGGUCCACUGUGUGCGAUGCGACAACUGACUAUGAUGACUGGUAUACCUUUAUCGAGCCGCGGCGAUCCGACGGCUUUGCUCGCACCGUCGCGAUCUUGAAACCGCCUGGAAGCAAUGGACCAGUACACGUCGAUGAUCUUAGGGUCGUUGAGUUUGGUAAGAAGAACAUGAACGAAUGCGGAGCAGCAGCCUGGAUACGUGAUACAUAUUGUACCGCCGCCGACGACAUGUAUGCGAUGAGAUUCUCCAAGAUGCAAUACGACGAGCAGAAUUUAUGGUGGCAAGGCACCGAUCAGGCUUUCCGGUUGUUGGCAUUGCCUCUGGAGAUGCGUGAAGCCAUCUAUCUGCAGAUAAUCGGUCCAGUCGUUGUUCCCGAUAUGGUUGUACAGUCUGAUAUGCGGAAGAAGCUUGUCCUUGGAAAAGGCCAUUCAUUCGAGGAUCGCAGUCGCGUAGGGCGCCGUGUCGACCCUGAUAUACAACGUCCGAAUAUGACUAUCAUGCGCAUCUGCAAACAAGUCAACGAAGAAGCGACUACAGUUGCCAACCGCGAUACCCUCAAGCGGUUCACACGGCUUCGCGCGCCAAUUGGCCCUCAAAAGUCGAUGACUGAUAUCUGGCACAACCUCCCAUUUGUGUCAAUGCCGGUCAACUUCCUUCGAAAGUUGCAGCUCGAGAUGUGCGCAAGAGAUUACCUAGAAUUUUGCGGCAUUCGUCCACUCCCAGGACAACCGCUGCGUCAAUCUGUUACCUUCCCGUUCACUCUAUCCUCUCUAAACUCACUCAAGAACCUCGACACAAUCGAUUUCCGCUUCAUAGGACCGGAGCACAACCUCGCCGAUUGUCCCUGGAAAGGCCCGCAUUCUUGCCAAAAGAAGUGGAUAGACCUCUUCUUCGUUGCCGCCUGGGACGCUUUGAACAUGCUCAAAGGCUCCAAGGGAGUCAAGUAUAGCAUGAGUGGAUGUAUAAAGAACUCUGCGCGGCAUCAGUGGAUGCGGCUUCUCAACGACAGGAGCGUCGACCAUACGGCUGGUGUCAAGGCGAUGGAAAGACGCAUGCAAGCGACUAUGACGGACGAUGCGAGCCUAGAGUGCGAAUGCACGAAUCCUUGUAUAGGUGGGAGUGGGUUGUUCCAGGUUGAGCCGUUUGAAUUGAGGUUGAUUGAGGGGUUGCAGGCGGAGUUGGAUAGGGCGUAUUGGGAUUUUGAGGAUUAG